UCCAGUCCUCCGGCAGCGCGGAGCAGAGACGGGUGGUUCAAGGGAUUUGAGCUCGUCUGUCAUCGUUAAAAACUUCUAGACUAGAAACAAGCUCUUACUUUUUCUUCUCACUAAUUUCCCGUUUUUAAAAACAAAAAAAUUGUUUGUUUUUUUAAGGCAAAUGUCGCUGGAAAAAACGGGGAAAAGCAGAAGAAGAAGCGUCGCGCGGCUCUCCAUCAGCUCCACUCUUCACCUUCACUCGGACCGUUCUCUGAGCGCACGGGAAUUCCAGCCAGCCGGGAGUGGCGAGGAUGCAAGAAGCCCUGCUGCUCAUUAUGCUACUGCCCAGAUAGAAGAUGGGAGACAAUAUGCACCCCUCUCCCUCCCUCCAUCACCACCUUCAGAAACCAUGUUGAAAAGCUGCCGAUGAGCCAACAUUUUUUUAAGUACCGGCCAUGGCUGCCCAUCGAAUCAUCAGAGUGACUAACAACAACCACAUCCUGCCUCGAUGUAAGUCUGAGGGGACGCUCAUCGACCUCAGUGAAGGGGUGUCUGGGGCCAGUCUCAGCGAUGUCAAAGUGCCUUCUCCGAGUGCCUUAAGGCUGGACACUUCAGCCUCCUAUGGAGCUGCACAGGAAGUUGUUGCCAUAAAGGAUUAUUGCCCAAGCAGCUUUACCACUCUCAAAUUCUCCAAAGGUGAUCGUCUGUAUGUGCUGGACACAUCAGGGGGAGAAUGGUGGUAUGCCCACAACAACACAGAAAUGGGAUACAUCCCAGCCGCAUAUGUCCAGCCGGUCAGCUUCAGGAACUCUUCGCUGAGCGACAGUGGGAUGAUUGACAGUGCUGGGGAGGGGUAUGAGGAUGGACUAAAGGAAUCUGGAGGUCUCGGAGAGUGGACAGCAGUGAGUCUAAGGCCCUCUCCAAUUUACAACAACAGCCACUUUUCUGCAAACCCCUUUAUCUGUCCCUUAGAUCAAAACUGCAAAGAGGCAGGUGUGAGACACUCAGCAGAUCUCAAUUUCUUUGAUGCUCUGGCAUCACCAUCGACAUGCUCCAGCUUUAGUACUAGUACAAUCGUGAACAAUGGGUUUCACAGCUAUAAUUUUAACAGUACUAACCCCAUCAGCCCCAUCCAAGAGAUUACACCUAACCUCCACAGGGAUAAUCCAUUUUUCAGGAGUAAGCGUUCCCACAGUCUGUCUGAACUGUCCGUGCUACAAGCACAAUCAAAUGCAACCUUACCUUCUUCUGGAUUCUUCACGGGCCUUAAGGCUCCUUCACCGGAGCAGUUUCAGAGCAGGGAGGACUUCAGGACUGCGUGGCUAAACCACAGAAAGCUAGCCAGGUCUUGCCAUGACCUUGACUCUCUGGGUCAGAGUCCAGGAUGGGGGCAGACACAGCCGGUGGAGACCAACAUAGUGUGCAGGUUGGACUGUAAUGGAGGGGUUGUUCAGCUUCCAGACACCCACAUAAGCGUGCACAUUCCAGAGGGACACGUUAGCCAUGGAGACCACCAGCAGAUCUCCUUGAAAGCCUUACUAGACCCUCCUCUGGAACUAAAUAAUGAUCACUGCUCUACCAUAAGCCCUGUGGUGGAACUCAAGCUCAGCAACAUGGAGACCAAGUCUUUCAUCACGCUGGAGAUGAAGGUAUCAGUAACUGUGAAGAGAGAGAGCUGUCACACUGCUGAAGUGGUUUGUGUUCGUAGUGAUUUUAAAGAAGGGCCUUAUACACCAAUCCCUAAUGCUUACAUAUACAAGGAUACAGUGCAGGUACAGCUGGAUAGUCUCGAGCCCUGCAUAUACGUGGCUGUUGUGGUUCAGUCACAGUACCUCAGCCACAAUACAACUGUUUGGGACCACGUGCAGAAGAAGGUAACUUUGGGUGUAUAUGGACCCAAGCACAUUCACCCAUCCUUCAAGACAGUUGUGGCCAUGUUUGGGCAUGACUGUGCUCCUAAAACCUUGCUGGUAAAUGAAGUCGGCCGGCAGUCUAGCUCAACUCCGCCAGUGGCCCUCCAGCUGUGGGGGAAGCACCAGUUUGUUUUGGGAUACCCUCAGGACCUCAAGGUUGGUUUGUACUCCAACAUGUCCAACUACCAGGUAAAGGCAAGCGAGGGUGCUGGCAUGAUUCGUGGAUUUCAGGUAAAACUGGGGAAAGUGAGCAGACUCCUGUACAUGAUCACAUCGCACAACCCCAGCAGCAUCUCAGACUUUACUCUCAGGGUCCAAGUCAAAGAUGCCCUCGAUUGUAUCCUGACUCAGUUCUGCGUCCAAACCCCACAGCCACCGCCAAAGACAGGCGCAAGGAUUACAGGCCAGAGGAGGUUCUUGAAAAAGAAAGAGGUGGAUAAGAUUGUCCUCUCACCUUUAGCUGUCACCUCAAAAUACCCCAAAUUUCAGGAGCGGGGCAUUACAAACCUGAAAUUUGGGAAACUGAUAAAAACAGUUAUCAGACAGCACAAAAGUACCUAUUUGUUGGAGUACAAGAAGGGGGAUGUUAUUGCCUUGCUCAGUGAGGAGAAAAUCAAACUACGAGGGCAGCUGCGGACCAAAGAAUGGUACAUUGGAUACUAUCAGGGGAAGAUGGGGCUUGUCCACGCCAAAAACGUUUUGGUUCUGGGUAAGGUCAAGCCCAUUUAUUGGUGUGGACCGGACUUAACGACCACAAUGCUGCUGGAGCAGAUCCUGAAGCCUUGCAAAUUUCUUACUUAUAUUUAUGCGACUGUGAGGACGGUUUUAAUGGAGAACGUUGGUAGCUGGAGGGCAUUUGCGGACGCACUUGGGUAUGGGAAUUUGCCAUUGAAUUAUUUUUGUCGGACUGAGUUGGACAAUGAACCAGAGAAGGUGGCAUCAGUUCUGGAGAAACUCAAAGAGGAAUGCACCAAUAUGGAGAAUAAGGAGAGGAAGUCCUUCCAAAGGGAACUCAUGAUGGCAUUGCUGAAGAUGGACUCCCAGGGUCUGGUUGCCAGGUUGGUCCUGGAUUUUGUCUUGUUGACUACAGCAGUAGAGGUGGCAUCCCGGUGGAGGGAGCUUGCUGAGAAGCUGGCCCGAGUCUCCAAACAGCAAAUGGAGGCUUAUGAGGCUCCACAUCGAGACAAGAAUGGUCUAUUGGAUAACGAGUCUAUGUGGAAACCAGCCUAUGACUUCCUGCUGACGUGGGCCGCCCAUGUUGGGGAUAGCUACCGAGAUGUGAUCCAGGAGCUCCACCUUGGCCUGGACAAGAUGAGGAACCCCAUCACCAAGAGGUGGAAGCACCUAACGGGCACACUUAUACUUGUCAACUGCCUCGAUACCCUUCGCAGUGCGGCCUUCUGUCCUACAGGAUAUGGAGAUUUUGCUGUGUGAAAUGUGUGACAGAAGAUUUGAUGGCUGGGAUAGUAACUAAAGCUCAAUUCUGGGAUUUCUGUCCAGAGUUUUGUUGACUCGUGAACGGAAGUUGUCGAAAGAAUGGUACUCACAACAUGUCUGGAGUGGAUAUUUUCUUUGAAAGAAAAAAAAAACGUGUAGUUUUAGGGCAGUGUGAAGAAUCUAGACCAUCAGGUCUACUGUGUACAUCCUGCUCUCUUGUCUGGACUCUCGCAUCCACAUCAUAGCAGCACUGAUUGGUUGUUGAUUAGUUACGCACCAGAAGUAGCAAUGCCACUUUCUGGCUCAAAAUACAUUGUGAAAAUAGAUAAUCUGGCUCUUUGUGUUUUUAAGCAUCAUGCUGUCCCUUUCUAUCCCUUUCUUGUGGUCUCUACCUCUUAUGUUGUUUCUGCUUUUCUUUCCUAUAUUCUUCUUAAUCUCUUUUCUACCUCACACUUUGUCCUUUCAACUAUGUUUUGAUGGCUUUCAGAAUUACAUGCUGCUUUUUUCUGUGUUCCUCUCAGCUUCCCCUUAUGCUUCAGUAAAUGGCAUUUUCAGGCUUCUGUCCUAAUGUUUUUCUGUCACUGUAUAUUUCCUUGCUUCACCCUCAGGACAGCAUCACUCCUCAUCGCUGCAGUACAGUGACAUUUCCACCUCCUUAUAUGUUGAUCUGACCUUCCUACAGAACCGAGUGUGCUUAUUAUCUCAACUUUCAUACAUACACAGAUUUUUCCUCCAUUUGUCGUGGCCAUUUUUGUUCAUUUGACUGUAUCUCACAAGCAUUUUUAAUUAUAAAAAAAGUUCUUUAAUCAAAACAAAUGAGAAAAAGUUUCAUAUAUUAAAACAGUACAAGAAUUGCCAGUGAUUAGCUUGCCAAAAACUAUUAGCUUGCUGACAGGGACUGUCUGUGUAGUAAAGCUGCAAUACAUCUGUUAAUGCAAGUAAUUUUUAUACUUACAUAAACAUUUGUUUUUCUUAGUUUGGAUUUAUUCUUGAUGGGCUCCACUUACAUAACAAACUAAAGAUUUAGUUGCUCAAUAUCCCUAGAUGAAAUUGGUCCCAAAGAGCAUACUGUACAAAAAACUCCUUGAAAUUGCUUUGGUCACUACAGCAGUCACCUGUAGUUUGCAUGGAAGACAUCUACUUGUCUGCAAACACUUCCCAAAGUAAAAGAUUUACUGAGCAAGCCAACAUAUUACAAAGGUCUCUAUUUCUAGUUUGUAUGAUACUUUUCACAGUUUUGCUGGCACUUGGCGAGUAAAGACAAUCCAAUAUCUUCCAUCCAAACUAGACAAAGACACAACAAUUUGCUAGUAACCAAAGCAAUGACAAGAAGAUUUUUUGGUGAAGCACUGUUUACAUCUUUGUAGCUAAUUUCACCUAAUGACUGCCGGCAACCUCCAGCAAUCAUUCGCCAAUACAGUUAGCUAACAAUGUUAGCAUGCUGCAUUUUGACAAAGGGAUGCAUUAUUAAUUUUGAAUUCCAAAACCAAAUUGCAAUGUUAGUUCAGUGUUAAAAUCCAGUCAACUGGGAAACAGUAUCUGUUUGUUUACUCUCACAUCACCAGCUAUUUUUUGGUCCAAAUGCUUAAGCAGCAUUGAGAGUUAAAGACAUCCAAUUACUUUCAGCUCCAGUACUCAGUGGGACUGUUUUCCCAUGUGUGGUAGUUAGGUUUUCAUUACUAGGCAUCCAUGAAGAAGAUGCAAAGUUUACAGGAACUGGAAGAUAUAAGAGAAAGUUAGCUAGCUGGCUAGUUGCUAUCUGGAGAUGUUAUAUCAUGUUCUGACUGAAGUAUUUCUUUAAAAAAAAACUGAACUGCUAUGGCUAUUGACCUAAACAAUAAAAGAAAACUAAAUACCAGAAAUGUUUGGAGGGUUAGUAAAGUUUGGCUAGUUGACAGAAUUAUGUGAUAUGUUACUUACAGAGCCAACUAUAAGCUAAUUUAACACAGGGAUGAUGCAAGAUGAAACUUACAUUGUUCUCUAACUUAAACACUACUAACACUACUGCGAGUACACUAAUUGAAAAAGAAAAAGGCUUAGGGGCCAAGAAUGACAGCUGAAUUUUGUUUUGGAGCUCUAGUCAUUUCAGCGGAUAACAUUAGUUUGCUUGCUAGCUAGCAUAGAUUAGCAAAUUCAGUUUUCAACAUGUAACAUGGCUGCAAAUACAAAUAGUUUCAUUAAUUGAGACUUGUGAAAAUUAAAGUGAAAUGCAUUUUCCUUUAUUUGUUAACCUUACUGAAAUCCAGAAUACUUAUAUGUAUUUUCAAAAUGUUUGCUUUUUUUUCAGAUGGCUGAAAAUGUUUCAGUGCAUUCUCACGUCCUAACCCCAUACUCUUUAUUAGUUACACAAAAAUGUCAAAUGUGUUUGUUUUCAUUAAAACAACUAGACGAACUAAACCAUCAGAAAUAUCUUUUUUAAGCUUUUAUUUAGUUUUUGUUGGGGUUUUUUGUCUUUUCAAAUGUUCUUGAUUCUGUGACUUUCAGCACGAAUAAUCAAUCCACUUUGAUGCUUUUUGGCGGGGUUUUGUGCUUUUCUUGUUUAUCUCCAUUAUAUUUUUGUGACCGCUGCAAUGUUUAGAAUAUGAACGUUUUCCGAGCAGAAAAUUUGCAAGUUUAUAUAUUUGUACCAAACACCGACUGUAUUGACACAUUUGUAAGUGAUGCUUUAUCACAUGUGAGAAUUUGCAGAUCUGUUCAGUGUUUCUGUUCAGUAUCAAUAAAACCAAAAAUG
Pelmatolapia mariae (spotted tilapia) is the source of this 6060-nucleotide messenger RNA. RefSeq names its product SH3-domain binding protein 4a (gene sh3bp4a). The record is from RefSeq and is a predicted model, not a curated record. The transcript has 6 exons. NCBI's taxonomy places the organism in Eukaryota, Metazoa, Chordata, Actinopteri, Cichliformes, Cichlidae. Bases 435 to 3326 code for a protein of 963 amino acids. Gene Ontology annotation, cellular component: cytoplasm. Gene Ontology annotation, molecular function: protein binding.